This is a messenger RNA of Ceutorhynchus assimilis (cabbage seed weevil), 5033 nucleotides long. The record is from the annotation of a GenBank genome assembly. Lineage: Eukaryota; Metazoa; Arthropoda; Insecta; Coleoptera; Curculionidae.
UAAAAACGCAAUUACCUAAACAAAAAAAAUAAUAAAAAUAUGUAAAGUGCGACAUGGCGGUUUUCCGGGAUGUUGACAAAGCUUUAUUUCCGAUAAAAAACAUAAACACCGUCGUCAAAUUGUUUACGAACCAACUGGAAGAUUCCAACGAGCCCGAUUUGGCUCUACUAUCAAUCGUCUCUGGGCUCAUCGAGAAUCAGCUCACGAGCCGGUCAAAUGCUGCUGGCCAGCUCACCGAUUCGCCGGAAUCCAACGUCUUGCCUCGUUUCGAGCUGGAGGACGUCGAAAACCUUUACAAAAAGUUCCAUUUGAUCAUAACAGGAUCUGUGGAAUCCAACGAUACCAAAUCGUAUGCGACCAGAGAAAUUGUAAAGAAAGUUUCUGAUGUUAUUUGGAACAGUUUGACCAGGAGUUACUAUAAGGAUAGGGCUCACUUGCAGAGCCUUUACAGCUACCUCACCGGCAGCAAAUUGGAUUGUUUUGGGGUCGCUUAUGCUGUUGUUGCAGGCUGUCAAGUUUUGGGCUACAAUGAUGUACAUUUGGCUUUGUCUGAGGAUCACGCUUGGGUUGUUUUUGGACCAAAUGGAUCUGAAACUGCUGAAGUUACUUGGCACGGAAAAGGCAACGAAGACAAAAGAGGUCAAGAAAUUGGUAAAGGAGUCUCGGCCAGAUCGUGGCUCUAUGUUAACAGUAAACCUGUGGUUUGCACAAGACAUAUGGAAGUGGCUGCUAUGGUUUCAGCUAUAAACCCUUCACUAAAUGCUAAUGUUGACGUCAGUGAAGUUGCGUUGUUGCAGCAAGAGUUAUUAUGGCAUCUGUACGAUUUCGGGCAUCUCAAAAAGUAUCCUAUGGCUAUAGGUAACUUGGGGGAUCUUGAGGAGAUUUCACCCAAGCGCCCUGACAUUUCUUGCAAAAACUUAUUUGACGAAGCUAUAGAGUCAGCUAGAAAGUACUAUAAUAAUCAGCACGUUUAUCCCUAUACUUAUCAGGGAGGUUAUUAUUAUAGAAAUAAAAUGUACAAAGAGGCUUUUGAAAGUUGGGCUAAUGCCAGUGAUGUUAUAAGAGGGUACAACUAUUCAAGGGAUGACGAAGAAAUCUACAAAGAAUUCCUGGAAAUAGCCAACGAGCUCAUUCCCUACAUUAUGAAGAUGGAAAGUUCUGGUUUUGAGGCAAACACCAUUUUAAAGAAAGCCGAGUGUUUUGCUAACUUGCUGAAAUUUUAUGAUGGGAUUUGUCAGUGGGAAGAAGGAAGCGCCACACCCGUGCUUCAUAUAGGUUGGGCAAAACCUCUGGUUAAUACUAUUUCUAAGUUUGAUGCAGACGUUAGAGCACAAGUCAAUAUUGUAUGUGAUAAUGUUGAAGAGAAACUAUGUUCAAAGAAAAACGGUUCGAUCUUCAACAAUAACAAUAAUAACAAUUAUGAAAAAGAGCAUGCCUCCACAAUAACCAAGCCCAGUGCUACAAAACAGUCUGCCUCUAAUUUCCAUCCUACAAUUGAAGCAUUAACUGCGGCUUGUUCUGAAAAGCUGCUGAAUCCAGAGUUUUUGCUACAGGGCGACGGAUCGCCGUUUGUUGGCACUAGUCAGCAGCAACAUGAAAUAAAAAUUAAAAUAGAAAAAGUGGAAGAGAAUCCAGAUAAUGGCAUGGAAGUGUUGGAACCGGAAUUUCAGGCUGUUGAAGUCAAACAGGAAGAUCCUGGUGGCGAAUACACAAUACCAGCGCUAACAAAGCCAGAGGAGGAAAAAGAAAAUGGAAAACCGGGCACAUCAAAAUCGCCAGAUUUCUUAGCCAAAGAAGAAGACUACGAGGAGGAGAUGCGCAGGAAGCGACCAACAGUGGUACUGCACAGUCAAAAAAUGAAAGAACUAAAAGAUUUGCUUUUGGCGGAAAAACUCAACACUCACGCAAUCUCUUUGCACUUGACAGCACAAUCUCAGGUACAGGUAGGGAAAAAGAGCAGGAGCGAUUCAACUGAAACGUCAAUGAGGCCAAAAAGGGCACGAAGAGAAUAAGAAAAAAGAGGCCUCUAUUUAUUUAAUAAACAAGCUUUAAGGUGAGUACUUAAAUACAUAGUUAUUUUAGGGCAUUAUUUCAUAUAUAUUGUGUAUGAUUUAAUAAUAAUAAUAUGCAAUUUGUUUUAAAUUUUAUCACAAAAAUUUAAAAGAACAUAAUGCAUAUACUAGCGCUUAAACCUUGAAAAGUCUUUCUAUUAUCAGGAAAUAGGUCUUUACUGUAGAUGUAUAAGUAAAAAGAAGUACAUAAUUUUAUGUAUACAUAUUCUAAGAUGUAAAUCUAGAAUUGCUAUUGAUGUUAUUUUUAGCAAAUAACUUUGAGACGUAUCCCAGUGAAUUUGGUAGUCUUGUUGCACUUUUGCACUUUUUGUGAUUAUUUUUGUUUUUGACUCACAAACGCACUGUAUACCUUAGCUUGCCAUUUAACAGCCUAAAUAUAAUAUGAUAGGUAAUGAUGUGAGCAGUAUUAAUAUUUUUUGUAACCUUCAAGAACUGAUUUUUUGUAUGUAUAUUUUGCAAUAGCUUCAAUGCUAAGUCGUAGUUUUUUAUUUUAGUAUUUAGGGACAUUAAUCAAACAUAAUUUGUGGAGAUGGAAUUUAUUGCAAAUUAUUUCAUUGAAAGCUUAUAAACUUAAUUUAGAGGCUUUUAAAAUUAUAUCAAUUUUGACAAUUCAUUUAGUAUUCCAAAAUCAAAAACUUUCAUUGAAAAUUUGUACUUGAGUGUUUUUUUAAUGGAAACAGACCUAAUAAUAACUGUGUUUGAUUAAUUUAUAAGUCUUAUUAGCUAUUAUUUUACACUCACUGUGAUUGGGGACAAUUUUCACAAACACAGAGUCCCUAAUCUACCUCAACAUUAUACACAUUCCUUUUUUUUGUGAUUAGAUCACGCGUUUCCUAGAUUAAGAUUGUUGAAAAUAAUUUUUAUUGUACAUAUUUUUUCUUUUUUUUAAACUGCGUUGAUCGCAUUACAAAGCAAGUCUUUUUUAUUAUUAGCUUAUAUUGUUCAUCUUUAUUUAUUGAAUUUUGCAUGACGUGUUGCACAUCACUUUAGUUAAGUUUUAGCGCUUAAGCUUUAUAUUGUAUAUUUUGAAUUGUUAUAGCUGCUAUAAUAACAGUUUGUAUUGGUUGUUAUGCACUCUCAAGCAAGAAAACCCAGUGCAAUUUUCCUUAUAAAAAAUAAAAAUAUAAUCAAAAUAAUUUCUCCCACUAAGCUUCUUUACAUUUCUUAGAACCACAACUAUACUUACCUCUUUUUUCUUUUUUAAUAAUAAUUUAUUUUGAGAAAACUAUACAGGGUGACUCAGACCCUGUUGUUUUGGAAAUUUAAUAAAUAAUUUAUUAAAAUAACUAGGCGUUAGGAUGUAACUUCUUUAGAUUUAAAAUAUGUACGUAUUAGAUCAUUAUAUUGGCAACAAAAGGAUUGUUGCUAUAGAAGAUAAUAAAAUUAUUACCUAAUUGUAAUCGAAAUUAAGAGUAAGUGUUCAUUGUCAUGAAUAUUCUGAUGGGUAUAGAAUGGCAUUCUUCUUAACAUAACGAGUCUUCACAAAAAAAAAUAAACAAUCGAACAGUAUUUUUGACCUGACAUUCUGACAUUAAAGUUCAUUGACAAAAUCUGGGGGAAGCAUGUGGUAGUAAUAAAACUUGUACUCAGAUAGUGAAAAGUAAUAUAAUAAAAAAGGUAUAAAUUCGUCAAAAUAAAAAGAAGGGAAACGUGUGUGUAUCAAAAAUUGAAAAAUUACUUGACACACACUUGACAACUAAUAAUGACAACUGCCACUCUUCACUAGCAAUUGUCUAUAUCUCAACAAAAACGCCAACCUAAAUUAAAAACAGUAUUAUCAAUAUAAUUUUGAUUGUUUUAACCACAUAAAAUUAAAGAAAAAUAUUGCUUAAAACAUACGUUUGAAAACCAAUUAUAUUUUGGAUUCAGAAACUUGUAUUUUAAAAAACAUUUAUUUUAUUGAUUAAAAUACAGAGGUGACAAAAGAAAAUAUGUGGAUCAAAUUGCUACAGCUAAAGCCUGAAUCCCAAUGUAUUUAAAAAGUCAUAGAGGAAAGGGGUUCCAGAUAGGAAGCAAUAUUAUUCAGUAUUUAAAUGUGAUAUUUGUCACAAAAAAUUAAAUGAGAUUUCAAAAGGCAUUAAGUGACAUUCAAAUAAAUAUGAUUUUAAAUGUGAUAUUCAUCACGAAAAAUUCAAAAAAAAAAUUGAUACCAUCACAAGCAAAAAGCAAAAUAGAAUCUUCUAUAGCAUCCAUCCUUGUUGGUACUUUUAGUAGGACAAACCUCCCUUAUAUACCCUUAUUAGUGUUAAAUUUGAAUAGAGAAAAAGCUGAUUUUAUUUUUAUAAUAUUUGGUAUUUAAUAUUUAUUGUAUAAAAAUUAAAUGUAAUUGAAAUUGUGAGGUGGUACAAUAAUAUUGGAAAAAAUCUACAUGUUUAAAAAUCUGUUACUAGUUUUUGCUUGAAUAAUGAUUAUUAUAAACACAUUGAUCCCCCUUGAAAUGUGCCGUUUUAAUGGAAAUUCUCUGCUUGAAUCAUUAGUACCUAUUAUUAAUGGCAUUUCGAAAAUUAGUAGUCUUUUUUUUAGCGCCUAUAAUUAUUUCGAAUUUAUAUUGUAGUCUGUGAUGAAUAAAAGGGUGAAUAAUGUAUUUAUUCUAUUUUGUAGUUGUUAGAUGAGUAUUUUUAUAAAGGGAAAAUUUAUCGGUGAAUUAUAAUUGAAAACGGACAACUAACUCAUUGUUUUUUUAUUCAAUCGCUAAAUUUGGGUUGGACAGUUUUGAGCCACCACAGGAACGAACUUGCUGCCAGUAUUUUUUUUCAAUAUAGUUUGGGCAGUUUUAUUUUCAACUGGCAAUAUGGAAAAUACAUAUUGCUUUAUUAAUUAUUGUUAGUAAUAUAGGUUGUCCUCUUUACAAAUAAUAAAUGUACAAAAAUCGAUAAAGUUAUCUUAAAUUAUUUACAUGUGUAUACCUUUUAGAAAUUUAAUCAAACUCUACUUUAAGUACACAAAUAAAGUAUUAAAGCA